This is a messenger RNA of Neltuma alba, 1870 nucleotides long. RefSeq names its product sucrose synthase 2-like. The record is from RefSeq and is a predicted model, not a curated record. NCBI's taxonomy places the organism in Eukaryota, Viridiplantae, Streptophyta, Magnoliopsida, Fabales, Fabaceae. Gene Ontology annotation, biological process: sucrose metabolic process. Gene Ontology annotation, molecular function: sucrose synthase activity.
GCUUUGGAACAUGAAAUGCUUCUUAGAAUCCAAAAGCAGGGGCUUGACGUGUCUCCAAAAAUUCUCAUUGUUACGAGAUUGAUACCACAGGCAAAAGGGACAACAUGCAAUCAAAGACUUGAAAAAGUCAGCGGAACUGAACAUGCACACAUAUUGCGAGUACCUUUUAGAACCAGGAAUGGAAUUUUGAGGAAAUGGAUUUCAAGAUUUGAAAUUUGGCCAUAUCUAGAGACAUUUGCAGAGGAUGCGUCAAAUGAGAUUGCUGCUGAGUUACAAGGAAUUCCAGAUCUGAUAAUCGGAAACUACAGUGAUGGAAAUCUUGUUGCAUCUUUGUUAUCUUAUAAGCUAGGGAUCACGCAGUGCAACAUUGCUCAUGCAUUGGAGAAAACAAAGCAUCCUGACUCUGUUAUAUAUUGGAAGAAAUAUGAAGAUAAGUACCAAUUUUCUUGUCAAUUUACCGCUGAUGUUAUUGCAAUGAACAAUGCUGAUUUUAUCAUCACCAGUACAUUUCAAGAAAUUGCGGUAAGCAAGAAUAACGUUGGACAGUAUGAGAGCCACACAGCUUUCACUCUUCCAGGACUGUAUCGAGUUUUUCAUGGCAUUGAUGUUUUUUAUCCCAAGUUCAAUAUUGUGUCUCCAGGAGCCGACAUGAGCAUAUAUUUUCCAUACUCUAGCAAUGAAAAGAGGCUUACUGCUCUACAUGUUUCGAUUGAAGAGUUGUUAUACGGAGCAGAACAGAAUGAAGAGCACAUUGGUUUGCUAAAUGAUCGAUCAAAGCCAAUUAUCUUUUCUGUGGCGAGACUAGGUCGAGUGAAAAAUUUAACGGGACUUGUUGAAUGCUUUGGUAAGAGUUCCAAACUGAGAGGACUUGUAAAUCUUGUGUUGGUUGGCGGCAACAUUGUUGUAAAGAAAUCGAGGGACAGAGAAGUGGUGGAGAUAGAAAAAAUGCACGACCUCGUAAAAAAAUAUGACUUGCACGGGCAAUUUCGUUGGAUAAAGACCCAGACGAAUCGUGCACGCAACGGGGAACUCUGCCGUUACGUAGCUGAUGUGAAAGGUGUAUUUGUGCAGCCUGCUCUUUACGAAGGAUUCAGGCUAACAGUGGUCGAAGCUAUGACAUGGGGCCUUCCAACAUUUGCCACGUGUCACGGGGGCCCAGCUGAGAUCAUUGAGCAUGGCAUUUCUGGAUUCCAUAUUGACCCGCAUUACCUUGAUCAGGUUGCCGCAGUUUUAAUCAACUUUUUUGAGCGAUGCAAGCACGAUCCUGGCCACUGGAGCAACACGUCUGACGCAGGGCUUAGGCGCAUUCACGAGAGGUAUACAUGGAAGAUAUAUUCAGAGAGACUUCUGACUUUGGCUGGUGUUUACGGGUUCUGGAAGCAUGUAUCUCGGCUGGAGAGGAGAGAAACUAGGCGAUACCUCGAGAUGUUUUACAUCCUGAAGUUCCGGGACUUGAUAAAGUCAAUUCCCCUCGCUGUCGAUUAACAGCAUUGGAUUUGGACCACAUUCAAGGAGCUUCUCGACGAAAAAAGUCAGUACUGUCUCUGACUCUGAAAUUCUCAGCUUCUUCAAGAAAAUAUUAAACUUGUUAAACUUAUUUUUUCCCGCACAAAAGAAAAUCUGUUUUAGAGCCGUGGUUCCGCAUUUAUUUAGCUGGAAAUUCGGAGACAAUCAAAAUUGGGAAGUUUAAUUACAAUAGACGUCAUCUGCAUCAUUUGCUGUGUGAUGAGCCUGAGCAGACCAGUUAUUAUUUUCGGACUUGAUACAUUCCUGCAAGUUCUGUACAGAUAAUAUGGUUUCUGAAAUGUGAGCUAGUUAGGUUUUUUGGGUGGUCAAAGAGGUGCAAGAUUAUGCCAGUCCAGGAAUUGGG